AUGAGUGGCCGUAAUCUGCUCAUAAAUGCAGAGUGCCUCGUCCACACUUUUCCGGAUGACUUACCGUCCCGGUAUAAAGCACAGUGUUACGAGACGGAAAUGUUGACGGAGUUUCGGGCGAGAACGAACCGACCUCGACGCGUCGAUAUGGCGAAUGAGACCGAGCCGAGUGAUCCAUCUGUUCGCCAGCGAAUCGAUACGGCCGGAAAACAGCGUGGAUGCGAUGCGGAACACGCGUCCAGCAACCGGUACGGCGUUUGUCGUGUAUUUCAGGAAACACACUUCUUCACGAGAACACCCGAGAAUUUUCGAGAAGAUACUGGAAACACAGCACACACGUGCAUCCGUUGUUUAUGA
Messenger RNA from Angiostrongylus costaricensis, 357 nucleotides. NCBI's taxonomy places the organism in Eukaryota, Metazoa, Nematoda, Chromadorea, Rhabditida, Metastrongylidae. The record is from the annotation of a GenBank genome assembly.